Messenger RNA from Otolemur garnettii (small-eared galago), 1584 nucleotides. RefSeq names its product potassium voltage-gated channel subfamily J member 1 (gene KCNJ1). Gene Ontology annotation, molecular function: ATP-activated inward rectifier potassium channel activity. Gene Ontology annotation, biological process: potassium ion import across plasma membrane; regulation of monoatomic ion transmembrane transport. Gene Ontology annotation, cellular component: plasma membrane. The transcript is spliced from 2 exons. NCBI's taxonomy places the organism in Eukaryota, Metazoa, Chordata, Mammalia, Primates, Galagidae. The coding region runs from base 38 to 1213 and encodes 391 amino acids. The record is from RefSeq and is a predicted model, not a curated record.
ACCAGCUCGCAGCACCACUUCCUUGCUGUUUCCAGCCAUGGAUGCUCCAAGCCAGAACGCGUUUAAGAAGUUGAUCAGGGUGUUGACAGAAAGGAUGUUCAAACACCUCCGGAAACAGUUUGUCACUCGAUUUUUUGGGCGUUCUCGGCAAAGAGCAAGGCUGGUCUCCAAAGAUGGCAGGUGCAACAUAGAGUUUGGCAAUGUGGAGGCACAGUCAAGAUUUAUAUUCUUCGUGGACAUCUGGACAACUGUGCUUGACCUCAAGUGGAGGUACAAAAUGACCAUUUUCAUCACAGCUUUCUUGGGGAGUUGGUUUCUCUUUGGUCUCCUGUGGUACGUGGUGGCCUAUAUUCACAGAGACCUCCCAGAGUUCCACCCUGCUGCCAAUCACACCCCCUGCGUGGAGAACAUCAACGGCUUGACCUCAGCUUUUCUGUUUUCUCUGGAAACUCAAGUGACCAUUGGGUAUGGAUUCAGGUGUGUGACGGAACAAUGUGCCACUGCCAUCUUUCUGCUUAUCUUCCAAUCUAUACUUGGUGUCAUUAUCAAUUCUUUCAUGUGUGGUGCCAUCUUAGCCAAGAUCUCCAGACCCAAAAAACGUGCCAAGACCAUUACGUUCAGCAAGAACGCAGUGAUCAGCAAGCGAGGCGGGAAGCUUUGCCUCCUAAUCCGAGUGGCCAAUCUAAGGAAGAGCCUUCUUAUUGGCAGUCACAUCUAUGGAAAGCUUUUGAAGACCACAGUCACUCCAGAAGGAGAGACCAUUAUUUUGGAUCAGACCAAUAUCAACUUUGUAGUUGAUGCUGGGAAUGAAAAUUUAUUCUUCAUCUCCCCACUGACAAUUUACCACAUCAUUGAUCACAACAGCCCCUUCUUCAACAUGGCAGCAGAGACCCUUCUCCAGCAGGACUUUGAGCUAGUGGUGUUUUUAGAUGGCACAGUGGAAUCAACCAGUGCCACCUGCCAAGUCCGGACCUCCUAUGUCCCAGAGGAGGUUCUAUGGGGCUACCGAUUUGCUCCCAUAGUAUCCAAGACCAAGGAAGGGAAAUACCGUGUAGAUUUCCAUAACUUUAGCAAGACAGUGGAGGUGGAGACCCCUCACUGUGCCAUGUGCCUUUAUAAUGAGAAAGACGCCAGAGCCCGGGUGAAGAGAGGCUACGACAACCCCAACUUCAUCUUGUCAGAAGUCAAUGAAACAGAUGACACCAAGAUGUAGCAGUAGCUUUUCAACACAAGUAAAGCGAAGCCAGUGAGGUACCCAGGGACCAUAAGCAUUGUGAAGCAAUAGACAAUUUGGAGGUACGAAAGAAAGGGAGCCCCCAGAGUCUACCAGCACAAUGACCCCAUGAGCCACAUAACCACAAUCAUACGAGACACAGAGCUCUACAAGGCUACAUACUGGAACUUGCGAUGCAUUUACAGAAAACUGGCACAUGGGAGCUACAGAAGCUUUCCUGGAAUCUUGAAUGUGAUUAUUUGAGAUUGGUAUUGAAGGGAACAGGCAAAAUCAUCAAAAGUCUCACGGACAGGCCAAACAAGAUAUGUUUUAAAAUCUCUCUAAAGAAGUCAUGAGCUUUAAGUAGGAUC